AUGGAUCAGCAAAAUAAGUUAUAUCAAUCUCAAAGAGCCCUUCCUGAGACAUCAUCAACAUCUCUAGAUUCCACUGCCCAGACUGGACAUGCAACUGGGGGUGAUUGGCAAGAGGAGGUCUUUCAAAAAAUCAAACUCAUGAAGGAGAUGUACUUAACCGAACUCAGUGAAAUAUAUCAGAAAAUUGCUACUAAACUUCAGCGGGAUUUAGUUGUUUUGUUCCAACGCAUCAAUCAAUUCAAUAUUUCUUCACUUGAGUCUUUGUGCCUGAAAACCCCCUUCUUCCCCAAAUUUCCGACUUCGGCAAUUUUUCUUUCAUCUCCCAAAUUCUUCUGCUUCGAGCUGCCUGGACUUUCAAUCUCCAUAAAGAAACGUUUGUUGGGUUCCUUGGAUUUGAUGGAUACCAAUAAUUGGAGGCCUCCUCAAGUUGGAGAGGCCCCCAUGGAUGCAGGCGAUUGGAGGAGUCAACUGCAGCCGGAUUCAAGACAAAGAAUUGUAAACAAGAUAAUGGAUACAUUGAAGAGGCAUCUCCCUUUCUCUGGUCAUGAGGGAUUACAGGAGCUCAAGAAAAUUGCUGUAAGGUUUGAGGAAAAGAUUUAUACUGCUGCCACAAGCCAGUCAGAUUACCUACGGAAGAUUAGUCUGAAGAUGCUAACAAUGGAGACCAAGUCUCAGAACACAAUGGCCAAUUCUUUACAAUCCAACUCUGCUGGUAAUAGCAACAGGCCCCACGAUCCAGGGUCUUUUGGUAUGCAAACCCAAGUCCCCAAUCAAGGGCAAUCGCUCUCUAUGCCGUUGCCAGCUAAUCAACCUGUGGCACGUCAACAACUCUUAUCACAGAACAUUCAGAAUAACAUUCCAGCUGCUGGAGUUCAAAGUUCUGCUGGCUUAUCAUCUGCUCUACCUCCUUCAUCCGGUUUAACCCAGACUCCUAUUCCAAGUAUUGUUGGGCAAAAUCAAAACAUGCAGAAUAUGGGCCAGGGGGUACCCUCCAAUAUGUUUGCUACUUCUCAAAGGCAAUUGCCAGGAAGGCAACAGGUAGUUCCACAACAGCAGCAGCAGCAGCAGCAGCAAUCCCAGAAUUCCCAGCAGUAUAUGUACCAACAGUUGCAACAUCCGCUUUUGAAGCCCAAAUAUCAGCAGGGAAAUAUCCCACAACUUGUCCAACAGCAGCAACAGCAGCCGAACCUAUUACAACCAACUCAGUUGCAGUCUUCUCAGCAACCUGUUAUGCAAACAUCAUCUGUUAUUCAACCUUCUAUGGUGCAAUCAUCUCUCUCUAGUCUUCAGCAGAAUCAACAAUCUGCAAUUCAACAGUCAACACCAUCUAUGCUUCAGCAGCAUCCACAGUCAGUUCUCAGACAGCCUCAACAACAACAGGCCUCUGUUGUUCACCAACAGCAAACAUCAAUGCCACAACAGCCAAUAUUACCCCCACAGCAGCAGCAACAGCAGCAGCUUAUGGUGCAACAGUCAAAUGCUACGAGCUUGUCGCAGAAUCAGCUAAUCGGACAACAAAACAAUGUUGGGGAUAUGCAGCAGCAACAGCAACAACAGAGGUUACUGAGCCAGCAGAAUAACAUUUUAAACCUUCAACAACAGCAGCAGCAGCAACAACAGCAACAGCAGCAACAACAGCAGCAGCAGUUAAUGGCUCAGCAAAGCAACCUUUCGAAUAUGCAUCAGCCACAGUUGGGCCCUCAGAGUAAUGUUACUGGGUUACAGCAACAGCAGCACCUUGGAACUCAAAGUGGUAACUCAAGCAUGCAAACUAAUCAGCACUCUGUACACUUGUUGCAACAAUCCAAGGGUCAAGGGCAGCAACAACAACAUCAGAGUUCAUCUAACUUGUUACCCACUCAAGGACAGCAGUCACAACCUCAGGCAUCACAGCAACAAUUGUUGUCACAAAUUCAGUCACAGCCUACACAGAUGCAGCAAUUGGGUUUGCAACAGCAGUCAAAUCCACUGCAACGAGAUAUGCAGCAAAGACUUCAAGCCUCAGGCCAGGUUCCUGGAACCAUGCUGCAACCACAAAACGUAAUGGAUCAGCAAAAGCAGUUAUAUCAAUCUCAAAGACCCCUUCCUGAGACAUCAUCGACAUCUCUAGAUUCCACUGCCCAGACUGGACAUGCAACUGGGGGUGAUUGGCAAGAGGAGGUCUUUCAAAAAAUCAAAGUCAUGAAGGAGAUGUACUUACCCGAACUAAGUGAAAUGUAUCAGAAAAUUGCUACUAAACUUCAGCAGCAUGAUUCUCUUCCACAACAACCAAAAUCAGAGCAGCUUGACAAACUGAAAAUGUUCAGGACCAUGUUAGAGCGCCUCAUAUCAGUCUUACAGAUUUCCAAAAAUAACAUUUCACCUGGUUUGAAGGAGAAGUUGCUUUUAUACGAAAAGCAGAUAGUAAAUUUUAUUAAUACAAAUAGACCUAGGAAGCCAGUUUCUUCUCUGCAGCAAGGGCAGCUCCCCCCACCCCAUAUGCACUCCAUGCAGCAGUCACAAUCUCAAAUUACUCAAGUGCAAUCUCAUGAAAAUCAAAUGAACCCACAGUUGCAAUCAAUGAACUUGCAAGGUUCUGUGGCACCAAUGCAGCCGAGCAAUAUGACAAGCUUGCAGCAAAGUUCUAUGUCGGCUUUAUCUGGGGUUUCAACAGCACAGCAGAACAUGAUGAAUUCAUUGCCACCUAGUUCCAGCAUGGAUUCAGGACAAGGGAAUGCACUGAACUCAUUGCAGCAGGUUCCUGUGGGAAGUAACCAACAAACUCCUGUCAGUGCUCCCCAACAAGCAAAUAUGAAUGCCUUGUCAUCACAGAGUGGGGUUAAUAUGCUACAGGCAAACAUGAAUUCCAUUCAGUCAAAUUCUGAUGCAGCAGCAAUUGAUGCAGAAGCAGCAGUUACUGCAACAUCAACAGCAGCAGCAGCAGCAGCAGCAGCAGCAGCAGCAGCAGCAGUUACAACUGCAAGCAAAGCAGCAGCUUUGCAGGCGCACCAACAGCAAAUUCCACAGCUUCAUCAAAUGAAUGACGUAAAUGACUUGAAGAUGAGACAGGGGAUGGGUGUAAAGCCAGGGGUUUUUCAGCAACAUCUCUCUGCAGGCCAGCGUGCUUAUCCUCAUCCGCCGUUGAAAUCAGGAUCUCCAUUUCCUACAAACCAACUCCUUCAGGCUGCAUCUCCACAAAUUUCGCAGCAUUCUUCUCCCCAAGUUGACCAGCAAAAUUUACUGACUCACCCAAAAGCUGGAACCCCAUUGCAAACUGCUAGUUCACCUUUUGUCAUCCCGUCUCCAUCAACUCCCAUGGCCCCGUCCCCUAUGCCAGGGGAUUCUGAGAAACCUUCCUCACUCUCAAAUGCUGGGAAUGUCGGACAUCAACAAACAACUGGUGUCGGAGCGCAGGUCCAGUCCCUUGCCAUUGGCACCCCUGGGAUAUCAGCCUCUCCUUUGCUUGCUGAAUUUAGCGUACCAGAUACUCAUGUUAAUGCUUUGUCAACUAUUUCUGGCAAGUCAAGUGUUACAGAGCAGCCUCUUGAACGCUUAAUUAAAGCGGUGAAAUCGAUGUCACCAAAUGCAUUAAGUGCCUCUGUCAGUGACAUUGGCUCUGUAGUCAGUAUGAUUGAUAGGAUAGCAGGGUCAGCACCAGGUAAUGGAUCCAGAGCUGCAGUUGGUGAGGAUUUAGUUGCCAUGACAAAGUGUCGUCUGCAAGCAAGAAAUGUUAUGACUCAUGAUGGAACAAAUGGGACUAGGAAAAUGAGGCGCUACACUAGUGCCGUGCCCUUAAAUGUGGUGUCAUCAGCUGGCAGCAUGAAUGAUAGUUUUAAGCAGUUGACCAGUUCAGAGACAUCUGAUCUGGAGUCAACUGCAACAUCUCGUAUCAAGAGGCCAAGGAUUGAGGCUAAUCAUGCUCUUUUGGAAGAAAUAAGAGAAAUAAAUCGGCGGCUUAUCGACACAGUUGUUAAUAUCAGUGAUGAAGAUGUUGAUCCUAGUGCAGCCGCUGCUGAAGGGGGUGAGGGAACCAUUGUCAAGUGCUCGUUUGAUGCUGUGGCUCUCAGUCCAAACUUGAAAUCGCAGUACGCGUCAGCACAAAUGUCACCAAUUCAGCCAUUAAGACUGCUUGUUCCCAUGAAUUAUCCCAACUGCUCUCCAAUACUCUUGGACAAGUUUCCAGUCGAAGUCAGUAAGGAGUAUGAAGAUCUUUCUGUAAAGGCAAAGUCAAAGUUUAGCAUCUCUCUACGAAGCAUUUCACAACCCAUGUCCCUUGGUGAGAUAGCAAGGACUUGGGAUGUUUGUGCACGUGCAGUUAUUUCCGAGCAUGCGCAGCAGAGUGGUGGAGGCAGUUUUAGCUCGAAGUAUGGGACAUGGGAGAACUGCUUGAGUGCUGCUUGA
Prunus armeniaca (apricot) is the source of this 4380-nucleotide messenger RNA. The record is from the annotation of a GenBank genome assembly. Lineage: Eukaryota; Viridiplantae; Streptophyta; Magnoliopsida; Rosales; Rosaceae.